Nerophis lumbriciformis (worm pipefish) is the source of this 2247-nucleotide messenger RNA. The record is from RefSeq and is a predicted model, not a curated record. NCBI's taxonomy places the organism in Eukaryota, Metazoa, Chordata, Actinopteri, Syngnathiformes, Syngnathidae.
AUUGACGAGCAGUUUUUGGUGUGCGGCGUCUGUCUGGACCACUACAGCAACCCCAAGGUCCUGCCCUGUUUGCACACCUUCUGCGAAAGCUGCCUGCAGAACUACAUCCCGCCCGAGUCUCUGACGCUGUCGUGUCCGGUGUGCCGGCAGACGUCCAUCCUGCCGGAGAAAGGCGUCGGCGCUCUGCAGAACAACUUCUUCAUCACCGACCUUAUGGAGGUCCUCCAACGGGAGCCCGAGUGUUCGCCGUCCGACGCCCUCCGGUCGGCGAAAGCGCUCAGCUGCCCCAACCACGAGGGCAAGGUGAGUCGCCGCGCGUCGACGGACCCGAGUCCGCCGGCCCGAUCGACUCGACGUCGCCCCUCACAGGUGAUGGAGUUCUACUGCGAGUCGUGCGAGACGGCCAUGUGUCUAGAGUGCACGGAAGGCGAGCACGGCGAACACGUCACCGUCCCGCUGCGCGACGUGGCGGAGCGGCACAAGGCGGCGCUCCAGACACAGUUGGACGACAUCCGCGGCAGGUUGCCGCGCCUGACGGCGGCCGCCGAUCUGGUGGCCGAGAUCUCCCGGCAGCUGAACGAGCGCAAGGACCGUGCGGCGGCGGAGAUCGACGCCGCCUUCCGGGAGUUGGAACGGGCCCUGGAGCGGCGCAAAACGGCGCUGCUGGCCGACCUGGAGAGCGUCUGGGGCGCCAAGCAGAAGGUUCUGGAGGCCCAGCUGAACGCCCUCCUCCGAGGCCGCGAGCACAUCCGCGGCAGCUGCGGCUUCGCCGAGCGGGCGCUUCUUCACGGCGGCGCUGCCGAGGUUCUUUUGGUGCGGAAGCAAAUGAGCGAGCGUGCGGCGGCGCUGGCCAGACACGACUUCCCGGAGAAACCGCACCAGAACGCGCACCUGGACUGCCAGGUGGAGACGGAAGGGCUGCGUCGGUCCAUCCAGAAUCUGGGCGUUCUGCUCACCACGGCGGCGGUGGCGCACACUUCGGCGGCCACGGGCGAAGGUUUGCGGCUGGCCGCCACCGGCCAGCGCCGCACCGUCACCGUCACCACCAAAGACAAGGAUGGCGAACUGGUGAGGACGGGCAAUGCGCUUUUAGAAGCGGAGAUGACGUCGGCGGGGGGCGGGGAAGACGGCGGGCGGGCGGUCCCGGCUGAGGUGACGGACAACAAGAAUGGCACGUACGAGGUGGCCUACACGCUGCGCGGCGAAGGCGAGUACGCCUUGGCGCUCAGCCUCUACGGGCAGCCGCUGCGAGGGAGCCCCUUUCGCCUGCGCGCCGUCAAACCCCGCGACGUGCCGCCCUCGCCCGACGAGGACGUCAAGCGCCGCGUCAAGUCGCCCGCCGGCGGACACGUGCGCCAGAAGGCUGUCCGCCGACCCCCCGGCACGUACGCCGCCAAGAAGAAGGAGAACCCCGUCGAGGACGAACUCAUCUACAGAGUCGGAUCCCGUGGCCGAGAGCGCGGCGAGUUCACCAACCUUCAGGGAAUCUCGGCGUCGGGCGGCGGGCGGCUGGUGGUGGCCGACAGCAACAAUCAGUGCAUCCAGGUCUUCUCCAACGACGGGCAGUUCAAGAUGCGCUUCGGCGUCCGCGGCCGCUCGCCGGGUCAGCUGCAGCGGCCCACCGGCGUCGGCGUGGACCCGAACGGCGACAUCGUGGUGGCCGAUUACGACAACCGCUGGGUCAGCAUCUUCUCCUCCGACGGAAAGUUCAAGAACAAGAUCGGAUCGGGCCGCCUGAUGGGUCCCAAGGGCGUGGCCGUGGACAAGAACGGCCACAUCAUCGCCGUGGACAACAAGGCGUGCUGCGUCUUCAUCUUCCAGGCCAACGGGAAGCUGGUCACCAAGUUCGGAGGACGCGGCGUCGCCGACAGGCACUUUGCAGGUCCGCACUUCGUGGCCGUCAACAACAAGAACGACAUCAUCGUCACCGACUUCCACAACCACUCCGUCAAGGUGUACAACGCCGACGGCGAGUUCCUCUUCAAAUUCGGCUCUCACGGCGAAGGCAACGGACAAUUUAACGCGCCCACCGGCGUCGCCGUCGACGCCAACGGCAACAUCAUCGUCGCAGACUGGGGGAACAGCAGGAUACAGGUUUUCGACGGCACGGGCUCUUUCCUGUCGUACAUCAACACGUCGGGCGACCCGCUGUACGGCCCGCAAGGUCUGGCCCUCACCUCGGACGGACACGUGGCCGUGGCCGACUCGGGCAACCACUGCUUCAAGGUCUACCGCUACCUGCAGUAG